CACGGGUUCUCUACAGUGCGAUAUGAACCGACAAGGAUCUGUCUGCAGAUGUUGUUGCAAGACGAAUUUGUGUAUAACGACGAAGCAUUAUUCUGCCUGACAAACACGAACAAUACAUCAACAACUACAAUCAACCCUCUUUAACAACAAAGUACAGUCGCAAAUAUCAUCACAACAACAAAAUUCGUCACUGACGCGUCGAGAAAUACAACACACAUCAAUUCUAACGGGUCGAACCUAUCUACAUUACCUACAGAACACAUAUCUCGUCCAACUGAAACACCUACUGCUGAAAACCUUUCGUUACUGCAAUCAGAAACGCAAAGAAACAGAGCUUCGAUUACUGCUGCUGUUCAAGUUGUUUCAGGUGCCCGUCCACCGGACGCUGCAUUACUAUUACCAGGUGGACUGAACAUUCCAAAGGAAGAAGUUAACGAAGUGACUCCGCCUUCCCGUGAUACAAUUAACAUUGAUACCGACAUUGGUAUUCACUCGAAUACCGUAAAGGUUGUUCCAAGUACAGCGGGAACAACAGCGGGAACAACAACAGAAGCACCGGCGUGCGAGGCGCCUCUCAUUCCACAAUUCGGCAGAUUAAGUUGCUUGGAAGGGAACACGUUGGGAAGCGUCUGUUACUAUUCAUGCAUGGCUGGUUUCUACUUGAUAGGCAACACCAGUACAACUUGCGGUUCAAACUUGCUUUGGAACGCAAGUUCGCCGACAUGUUCUCGUAUUAUGUGCAAUUCGGUUCACACGGAUCCAGUAAACGGUAGAGUUAAUUGCCUGAAUGGUAACAACGCGGGGAAUCAAUGCGUGUUUACAUGCAACGAUAAUUUUUGGUUGGUUGGCGAAAGCGUAUCAACUUGUAUUGACGAUGAUGGAGACGAGUUCGGUGUGUGGAGCAGUGAAGCACCAAUCUGCGUUCCAAAGCUCUGCGACCCACCCUUCCUAAGUGUACCAAAUGGUCGAGUACGUUGCACGAACUGGAACAACUUUGGAAGUAUUUGUCGAAUUCUCUCGUGCAGAAGAGGUUACUUCGCAGAAACACGACGAAUUAUGUGUAUGCCCAACAACAAGUGGAGCUCUAGAUUCCCAACUUGCGUUCCAGGUUCUUGCAACCCGCAUCUCGCUGAACCCAUGAACGGUAGAAUGGUUUGCUCUAAUAACAAUCUAGCGGGCAGCAGAUGCGUAUUUUCGUGUACGCCUCAUCAUCGUUUAGUUGGAUCGACAAUGUCCAGUUGUAUAAACAGCGGAGUUAAUAACAUGGGUGUUUGGACCAGUCCAGCUCCGACCUGCGAACGGUCGACAUGUGUAAACCUCAAUGCACCACGUUUCGGGACAAUCAACUGUAACUUCUUAGGAAGAUUCCAACAAUGUUCCUUCACCUGCCUACCAGGGUAUCUACUUGAAGGGAAAAGAAGAAUUACAUGCGGCUCCAAUUUGUUUUGGGUCUCUGCCCCACCGAUAUGUGUGAAGAUAGAUUGCCAACCUGCGUACGAAGAAUUAGAAAACGGUGGUGUAUCGUGUAGCAACGAAAACCACCUCGGAAGCCAAUGCACGUUUCAGUGCGAUGCUGGGUUUACAUUAAAUGGAACGACAACCACGUACUGUGACGCUUCUAUUGUCGAAGGCGUAAACGUUGGAAUGUGGAGACUACCAGCUCCAACUUGUUUAGGAUGAUGCAUUUAUGUGUGUACGUCACUAGUCAUGAGAGCCAACUGAUGACGUAACGAUUAAUGUGACGUCACCACUACCACCGUCAACAGCCAACCCUUAACCACCCUUCCACUAUUCUAGUAAAUCAUUUUUCUUUUAAUACUCUUGCACACGGUAUAUUAACCAAUGUAGAUGCACCGUUGCAUGUGUUUACUGUGUACAGAGUAUAUGCGAAUAAAUUCAUAACCUCAGGAAAA
This is a messenger RNA of Ciona intestinalis (vase tunicate), 1913 nucleotides long. NCBI's taxonomy places the organism in Eukaryota, Metazoa, Chordata, Ascidiacea, Phlebobranchia, Cionidae. The record is from RefSeq and is a predicted model, not a curated record.